Messenger RNA from Penicillium argentinense, 1143 nucleotides. RefSeq lists its product as uncharacterized. Lineage: Eukaryota; Fungi; Ascomycota; Eurotiomycetes; Eurotiales; Aspergillaceae. Gene Ontology annotation, molecular function: D-serine ammonia-lyase activity; pyridoxal phosphate binding; serine racemase activity. Gene Ontology annotation, biological process: L-serine metabolic process; pyruvate biosynthetic process; D-serine biosynthetic process. The record is from RefSeq and is a predicted model, not a curated record. The transcript has 2 exons. The coding region runs from base 1 to 1143 and encodes 380 amino acids.
AUGGCGGACUUGAUGACCUACCCUCCGCUCACUUCGGAUUCAAUCAAGGCUGCAUAUCCUUUGAUCAGCCCAUACAUCCACAAAACUCCGGUAUUGAGAUCAAAAACCCUCGAUCGCAUCGCCUCUACAGCCCAGGAGGAAUCUGCACUCAAGGGCAUUGCUUUUGAAGGUCAGAAGCCUGCGACGCCGCUUUUCCGACUUUAUUUCAAAUGUGAAAACUUCCAGAAAAUCGGAGCUUUCAAAGCGAGGGGCGCAUUUCAUGCCCUGUUGAGACUCUGCUCUGAAUUGGGGAUUGAUGAGGUACGCAAGCGCGGCGUGACAACUCAUAGUUCUGGCAAUCAUGCUCAGGCUCUUGCGCUUGCGGCAUUCACCUUGAAAAUUCCUGCCCAUAUCGUGAUGCCGUCGAUCUCCACCAAAUCCAAAAUAGCGGGAACUCGUGUUUACAACGCUCGUGUUCUUUUCAGCGGAUCAACUGAGCCAGAACGCGUGGCUAUGGUUGAAAGAGUCAUCAAGGAGACGGGUGCUAUUCUCGUUCAUCCUUACGACCACCCUGAUAUCAUUCUGGGACAAGGUACGGUGGGGCUCGAGCUUGAAAAGCAAGUGGAAGAUUUACUGAAAGAUUUCGGUAAUGAAACCUAUUCCAAAGGUGAUGCGCCGCUGAAUGCUGUUAUCACACCUCUGGGUGGAGGAGGUUUGCUUGCAGGAACCGCCACUUAUUUCUCGAACACUCCUUCCACUUACGUUUUCGGAGCCGAGCCGUCAUUUGAGGGCGGCGAUGAUGGUCGACGGGGUCUCGCUUGUGGAUCUCGGAUUUCUACAGUCAGUACCCUGACGAUCGCGGAUGGUCUUCGAACACCCGUUGGAGAGGUCAACUGGGCCGUUAUCUCUGAUCAGAAGAAAGUUAGGGGGAUUUUCUCUGUAACCGAAGAACAGAUCAAAGAGGCAAUGACGCUAAUCCUGGAAAGGCUAAAGGUCUUCAUCGAGCCAAGUGCUGCGGUGCCUCUUGCAGUCAUCCUGUUUAAUGAGGAGUUUCGGCAAAUUGCAGAAAAAGAAGGCGGAGAGAAGGGAUGGGAUGUUGGUGUGGUUCUGUCAGGAGGUAAUACUACGGUAGAAGCAAUCUGUCGUCUUUAUGGGGAGAAGUAG